Salvia hispanica is the source of this 1482-nucleotide messenger RNA. Its product is annotated as transferring glycosyl group transferase. The record is from RefSeq and is a predicted model, not a curated record. NCBI's taxonomy places the organism in Eukaryota, Viridiplantae, Streptophyta, Magnoliopsida, Lamiales, Lamiaceae.
AUUGUUUUAAGAGAUCAAUGGAAUCCUUGCCGCCGGAUUCAAUCCCAAUCCGAGCUUUUCUGCAUUGCCUCCUUUCUCAUAGUUAAUUCUAUUGAAUACCUCUAGAUUUAGCUGCAAUUGCCCCUAAUUAUUGUUUGAAUUCCUCAGCAUAUACAUCUCCAUCUCCGAUCAUAACAUAGUUGGGGCAAAUUGAUGGCCCCUCAAAGCAGGAGACGCCUCUCGCUGCUAAUCCUCCUGCUCUUCCUCCUCCUCUCCCUCUCCUCCCUCUUCCUCUCCCCCUCCGCUCCCAUCCCCCAAAUCCAGCAUCUGCGCUCACUCCCAACCCCAUCCCCUCAAUCCAACUUCACAUUCCUCAUCAAAGUCCUCACCUUCGACCGCCCCGCCUCUGUCUCCCGCUGCCUCAACUCUCUCGCCAGAGCCCACUACGACGCCGCCGACAAAGUUCAUCUCCACAUCUACGUCGACCAUUUCCCUCAGAAUUCUGCAACUGGGACUGACGAAAACUUGAAUCUUUCCACCCAGAUUCUUGAUUUCGUUGAUGGGUUCGAGUGGAGAUUCGGGGAGAAGGUGGUGCAUUACCGGACUUCCAAUGCAGGGCUGCAGGCGCAGUGGCUUGAAGCAUGGUGGCCUGCUUCGGAUCAUGAGUUUGCAUUUGUUGUUGAGGAUGAUCUCGAACUUGCGCCUCUUUAUUACAGGUUUCUGAAGGCGUUGAUCUUGAAUUAUUACUAUAAUGCCACGAAUUUCAGUCCUUCCAUUUACGGGGCGUCGCUGCAAAGGCCGAGGUUUGUGCCAGGUACACAUGGAAACAAAAUGCAUUUAGAUGAUGAAUCUCGGAUUUUCUUGUAUCAGCUAGUUGGAACUUGGGGCCAGCUUCUGUUCCCAAGACCUUGGAAAGAGUUCCGGCUGUGGUACGACAUGCAUAAGUCCAAAGGCGUAAAGCCUUUCCUAAACGGAAUGGUAUCAAAUGGGUGGUACAAGAAGCUGGGAGAGAAAAUCUGGACACCGUGGUUUAUAAAAUUUAUCCACUCUCGUGGAUACUUUAAUAUCUAUACCAAUUUUCAUAAUGAGAGAGCAUUGAGCAUCAGUCAUAGGGAUGGAGGUGUCAAUUAUGGCAAAACAGCAGGACCUGAUUCUCAGUUACUGGAUGAAAAUUUGGUCGAUUUCAACGUACUAGAACUAUAUCCUUUAAAGGAUCUCAAUUGGUAUGAUUUCUGCUUCAGAAAAGUAUUAACCAACAGAAUCGUGACGACUUCACAUGAACUUGCAAGUGUUCUUCAAUCUGUGCAACACAAAAAAACUGUUUUGCUUGUGAGUCUGUUUAAAGUGCCAGAUACGGUUGUCAGGAAUAUGCUCUGCCACUUUGAGGGGUUGAAUACACGAAAUUACAUCUUGGUUGGACCAGCGUCUGAUUUUUUGAUUGAUCUUGCUAGAAGAGGGCACCCAGUCAUUGAUGCCAGCAACUAUUCUGACUUCAGCAAACUU